This is a messenger RNA of Gregarina niphandrodes, 1137 nucleotides long. Its product is annotated as ATPase. Gene Ontology annotation, molecular function: ATP hydrolysis activity; ATP binding. The record is from RefSeq and is a predicted model, not a curated record. The transcript is spliced from 2 exons. Bases 1 to 1137 code for a protein of 378 amino acids. Gene Ontology annotation, biological process: post-translational protein targeting to endoplasmic reticulum membrane. Gene Ontology annotation, cellular component: GET complex. NCBI's taxonomy places the organism in Eukaryota, Apicomplexa, Conoidasida, Eugregarinorida, Gregarinidae.
AUGAGCGUGCACAGCGACCAUUUCACAGACUGUGAUGAAGACUCAUUCGAGGAGGUGCUGGAUCCGACACUGGAAUCUUUGGUGAACUCCACAACACUGCAGUGGAUCUUUGUGGGGGGUAAAGGUGGCGUGGGCAAGACGACCACCAGUUGCUCUCUGGCAAUUGAAUUGUCAAAUCGACGUGAAAGCGUAUUGAUUCUCAGUACCGAUCCUGCACACAAUCUGAGUGACGCCUUCGGCCAAAAGUUUUCCAGCAGCCCUACAAGAGUAAACGGGUUUAGCAACCUGUUUGCGAUGGAGAUUGACAGUAGUAUGAAAACGAGUACUGGGUUUCAAUUGAGUGAUGACGAUGACGAACUCGGCCUAGGUAGAAUGAUACCGGAAAUGAUACAGGCCUUUCCUGGAAUAGACGAAGCGAUGUCAUUUGGUGAGUUAAUGAAGGCGGUUCAGACAAUGAACUACUCAUGCAUAGUAUUUGAUACGGCACCCACGGGUCAUACGCUACGCCUCCUAUCAUUCCCUAAUUUGCUGGAGAAGGCUUUUGGUAAGUUCAACGAGCUGGGUAGCAAGCUUGGUGGCAUGAUGGACAUGAUAUCUGGCGGUGGUGGAGAUGAUAGCGGCAUAAUGUCGAAAAUUGAACAUAUGAGAGCGGUAACACUAUCUGUUAAGAAGCUGUUCAAGGACCCAACCAGAACAACCUUUGUGUGCGUUUGUAUACCCGAGUUUCUGUCACUAUAUGAAACCGAAAGAUUGGUUCAAGAACUUGCCAAGCAGGAAAUUGAUGCCAGGUAUAUAGUUGUCAACCAAAUUGUGUUCCCAAUUGAAGGAUAUGAAGAUCCACUUACUUCAGAGCAACUACAGAAACAAAUAGAGAUGCACAUGGGGACUACCGAUGACAGCGUCAAGGUCAUCCAAGAGUACAAGAAAGUCGAAAACAAAGCUAAUCAGUUACAGCAAGCCCACGAAGCACGGAGGAAAAUGCAGAGCAAGUACCUCUCACAAAUAAGAGAUCUGUACGCGUAUGAUUUUCAUGUUGUGCCAAUGCCGUUGAGAACCAACGAAGUACGAGGACUAAAAAACUUGAAAACAUUUGGAGAGUCGCUGUUAACUAAAAGAGACCUGCCUAUUUUUGAAUAG